Ictalurus furcatus (blue catfish) is the source of this 1780-nucleotide messenger RNA. Its product is annotated as arrestin domain-containing protein 3. Gene Ontology annotation, cellular component: plasma membrane; cytoplasm. Gene Ontology annotation, biological process: protein transport. NCBI's taxonomy places the organism in Eukaryota, Metazoa, Chordata, Actinopteri, Siluriformes, Ictaluridae. Bases 66 to 1457 code for a protein of 463 amino acids. The record is from RefSeq and is a predicted model, not a curated record. The transcript has 7 exons.
UACAGUUCACUAUACACGGACCGAGAGUUCAUGUGGAGACCUCGUUAGCGCUUUAGGCUUCUAAAAUGCCAACGAUCAAACAGCUCUCCUUGACUUACGAAGCUGUUAAUAACAGUAAUACAUUCACUAAUGGCGAUGUUAUUAAUGGGCGAGUCGCUUUCGAAGUGACUAAAGAAGUUAAGAUAGAAAGCUUUUAUGUGAAGUGUAAAGGGGAAGCAAAAGUGAGUUGGAGCGAGAGGCACAAUGAUAGAGAUCACCAUUACAGUGCUACUGAGAGAUACUUUAAACUCAAACAAUACUUCAUGCAGGACCCUUCAAAGAAAGGAAAAGAAGAUCCCGGUGUUAUAUUAAUAAGCGGAGAGAUCUACAACAAUGUGGUUAAGCCUGGAAGCCAUGUUUAUCCAUUUAGCUUACAACUGCCGCAUGGAAAUUUUCCAGCAUCUUUUGACGGAUACCAUGGCUCAGUAAAGUACAUUCUUGAAGUCACACUGGACCGUUCAUGGAAAAUGGACCGCACUGAAAAAAAAGAAAUCAUCUUUAUUCCAAGGCUUAGUGGCGUUAAUUUAAUGAACCCACAGAUUGGAUCUAUCGACAAAAAGAUGAAACUUUUCACCUCUGGAAGCACCUCAGUGAAAGCAACAAUUGACAAAAUGGGUUAUAUGAAAGGUGAGGUCAUCAAGGUUUCCACUGACAUCAAUAACGCUUCGUCUCGUGAUCUCAAGCUGAAGUACAGUCUCGAGCAAACACAGGCCUUCUAUGCACAGGGUCACUCCAAGUAUUCGUCCCGUACUAUUUUAAAAGUUGCUGGGGAUCGGGUACCAUCUGGAUCAAAGCAAACCGUCAUCACAAACCUGACGCUUCCACAAAAUCUGGAACUGAGCGUUACAAACUGUAAAAUUCUGAAAGUGGAAUACAUAUUUAAGGUUUAUUUGGAUGUGCCCUUGGCUAGUGACCCAGAGAUCAAAUUCCCCGUGAUCAUUCUCCCUGCAGGCCAGAUUUUUGCUCCAGGGCAAAACCAACCAGCUUUUCAAACUUAUGGGAACCCAGAUGGACCAGGAUGGAACCAACCUCCACCCCAGUUGGCAUUUGGGCCCAGUCCCCCAGGUGCUACCUUUGGACCACCUCCGGGGUUUUACCCUGGUCCGUACCCUUUACCUAUGUGUCCAAAUCCAGAAGCUCCUCCUCCUUCCUAUGCAGACCUCUAUCCAAAUCCAAACUCAACAGCCUCAGGAUUCAAUCCAGCUCUGCCAGCUCCACCCUUUAAUCCUCAGUACGCUCCUAUGGGUUAUCCAAAUCCACCUGUCCCUCAGCAACAUCCAGUACCGAGUGCUCCACAGUUCUGUCCAGGGCCUGCUGGCCCAGGCUAUGUUCCAACAGGACCCCCCCCAGGAUACUGCCCAAAUCCAACCACACAACCAGAAUCUUAUCCAACUAAAUCCCCUGAGAAACAUGAAUAAUCUGAAAGUGUGAUGACACAAGAAAUUAAGAUAUGGAUGAUACUGUGGUUCAAGGACUUUGGGUUUGUAACAUAUAUGCAAUGUGUGCAUAUUAUUAUUAAAUUAUUAUUGCAUUUACAUUAUUAUUAUUUAUGUAUUUUUUAGCCAUUGCAAUUGCUGCAGCAACCCACUACUGGGACCUUGUUGUGGUGCCAGUUGCAUCAUGCAGAUGAUCAGAAUCAAAUUUUUAUGAUUGUCGCAUAUGGCAUAGCGUUUUGAGUUCACCCCAGUACGUUCUUGUUAGUAACAAAUAAUUGUAGUUAAUUUUGUAACUCAAUUAAGCA